Molecule: messenger RNA, 345 nt
Organism: Staurois parvus
Lineage: Eukaryota; Metazoa; Chordata; Amphibia; Anura; Ranidae
Source: the annotation of a GenBank genome assembly
CCGGGGAGAGCGGAUAUAGCGAACGCGGGGUCCGGGGAGAGCGGAUAUAGCGAAUGCGGGUCCGGGAGAGCGGAUAUAGCGAAUGCGGGGUCCGGGGAGAGCGGAUAUAGUGAAUGCGGGGUCCGGGGAGAGCGGAUAUAGCGAAUGCGGGGUCCGGGGAGAGCGGAUAUAGUGAAUGCGGGGUCCGGGGAGAGCGGAUUUAGUGAAUGCGGGGUCCGGGGAGAGCGGAUAUAUAGUGAAUGCGGGGUCCGGGGAGAGAGGAUAUAGUGAAUGCGGAGUCCGGGGAGAGCGGAUAUAGCGGAGAGGAACGUCUAGGAUUAGUAGAGGCCAAGGGCAGCAGGGUAC